Cryptosporidium muris RN66 is the source of this 6132-nucleotide messenger RNA. RefSeq names its product Dopey, N-terminal domain-containing protein. The transcript has a single exon. Gene Ontology annotation, cellular component: endosome; trans-Golgi network. The coding region runs from base 1 to 6132 and encodes 2043 amino acids. Gene Ontology annotation, biological process: Golgi to endosome transport. Lineage: Eukaryota; Apicomplexa; Conoidasida; Eucoccidiorida; Cryptosporidiidae. The record is from RefSeq and is a predicted model, not a curated record.
AUGAGUGACAUUAUUUGUUCCAAAGGUGAUUUUCGGAAAUAUGAGCUGGAAAUUUUAAGCGUUCUACAAAGUUUUGAAAAAGCUAGGGAAUGGGCUGAUUUAAGUAGCUGUUUGCAAAGAUUAAAUAGAUGUAUUAGCCGUGAAUUUGGUUAUAUAAGUGAAAUUCCUCUAAAGGAAACUGUUUCUAAAAGGUUAGCUCAGUGUCUAAACCCUUCUCUUCCAAGUGGUGUUCAUAUUAAAGCACUAGAAACAUAUGGAAGUAUUUUUGAAAAGAUUGGCAGUGAUAGAUUAUGCAUGGAUCUGGGAUUAUAUGCGUCUGGAUUGUUCCCAUUUUUUGUUAAUGCUGCCACACAAGUAAAACCUAUAUUUCUUGAUCUGAUUGACAAAUAUUUUCUUCCUGUGGGACCAUGUCUCUUACCUUGUCUUUCUGGUUUAAUUGUUAGUUUAUUACCAGGAGUAGAAAAUCCUAAAAGUGAAUGUUAUGAUAGAGUAAUGAGGACAUUUCAGCUGAUUUCAGAUAAAGAAUGCAUUGGUGAAAAGAAUUUUAUGUGUACAUUAUGGCUAGUAUUAUUAAGGACUGCACAAGUUAGAUUUUCAGCUUUGGAAGUGAUUAUGUCUAGAUUUUCAAUAAAUAGUUCAGAUAUGGAGAUAGAGGUUGAGAAACUGGAAUCUUUGAUUACAUAUCCAUUUUUGGUUGUAAAAGCCUUAGAGAGCUGCUUUGAAGAUGAGAAUAUUCUAGUAAAACGUCAUUUAUUAGAUUUUUUGAUUAGUAAUAUUCCAUUAGGAAAAAGUUCCCACCAAAUAAGUGAUUUAUUUUCUGUUGAAUGUAAAGUCUUAUUAAUGAGAAGAGGCCUUAAAUUAUUAUUACUAGGUGAGUGGUCUUUAACAAGAAGGAUACUCCAGUGGAUCUCUAACCAAAGGCAAAAUAUAAGUCCUAUAACUAGUGUAGAAGAUUUGGAUUCAAGUGUUGUUGAAGUAAUAACAAUGGCAAUACUUGAUGAGUUGAGUAUUACUUGCAGCAAUGUUGAUAAGCUAUUUACUACAACAUUGAAUGGUGAAAAAUAUUUAAGAUUAAGGAAGGGUUUAAAGAAUAUAAAUUAUUUAUCACCUAGCCAGUCACAUUAUCCUUCACUAUCUCAAGUUAUAGAGCCCAUUAAAAUUAUUGGCACUUUUUUUGAGGAGCUUGAAGGUUCUAUUUCAAUAUUCUUACCAAAGAUUUUGAUUUCCUUAUUAGUAUUUGUUCAAGAUAUAAUUUUAAUCAUUCCAGAAGUACAUAACACUUUUAUUGAAGAGUGCAAGAUUAUAAUUAGUUCAAACAAUAAAAAUAUUAGACAAUUUCUGGAUUGUAUUUGGAUAGCUUUUUCUCAUUUACUUAAAAACUGUGAAAGUGAAGACCAUGUUGAAAGUUCUAGAAGUCUCAGAUAUCCAGAUAUGAACGACUUAUACAAAGUUUCAGUCUUUUUUAUAGAUAACCUUGUGACUAUGGAGGAUACUAGAGAUAAUGUGACAAAUAUAAAAUUUUUGAUUGAUUUACUGGAAAUAUGUAUGAAACUCAUGACAGAAAAAUUCCAAAAAAAGAUAGAAGAUCAACUUAUAUUUCUUGAAUUAUGUCUAUAUAUUAUUAGAGAAUUGAAGGAAAGCAAAUCAGAUUAUAAUUCAUUUUUUCAAGAUGAUUUCCUUACAACCUUAUAUAGUUUUUUGAAUGAUUUUUUUGCAGAAGAAAAAAUAGCAAAUGAAGUUAAUUUUGAAUUUGUAGUUUUCCAUAAUAAAUUAUAUACAUUCACUAUUGAGUUAUUUAAUGUGAGUGCAAUAAGAAGAUUUAUCAUUAAUUCAACUGAAACUAUAGAUAAUUUUCCAUUUAGAGAAUUUCCAAUACCUUUAUGGUUCUUCAAUAUCUACAAGUGCUGCUUAUUUAAAGUUCCACCCUUAUCUCCGCAUUUCUUUUGCGAACAUUUACUUUUAUGUUUCAGAAUUUUCAUUGAAGUUUUCUAUAACAUAAAUCUAUUUACUGAAAAUAAUAAUAUGGGAGUGAAAACAUUAUUUAAAUGUUCUUUUGAAAUUACAACUCAUUUAUGGGACCUUAUGCGACCAGACUACCAAGAUUUACACAAGGAGAUAGUUAAGCUAUUGAUUGAUUUGGAAAAGUGGGUAAUAGAUCAUAGACAUAUUUUGAGGCAGGUAGAAGAUGAUCAGUUGAAAAGUAUAAGAAAUAAUUCAAUGUUGACGCAAUUUUUCAUAAACUCACUGAGUGUAUAUGACAUCGAUUUAAAGAUCUCCAACAUUAAGAAACUUUGUACAUUUGUUAAUUACUAUUUUACCGAAUCAUUUAAAUUUCCAUAUGAAGUAACGUUUCUUAUAUUAGAGGGAUUGGACUCUACAGAUCAUACACUACGAGCUACUAGUUCAAUUUGGAUUUCAAAUUCUAUUGAAAAUACUUCAAUUAUAUUUGAUCCUCUUUUGAAUGAGCUGCUUAGCUUGGAAGUUAUUGAGAUAGGAAAUGGUAUUUUCAGAUUUAAAAAUAGGUUGGACCUAGCUAGACUUACUUACACUUUGGAUAGACUUGUAACAUUAAUAACAGUAGAAAAUAUAGAUGUUUUGCAAAUAAUGACUAAUUCGAAGAUAAUUAAUUCUAAAAUUGAUAUUCCCUCGGAUUUUUUGGUUGAAGACUACUUGGAUGCUUUUUGUUAUUCUUGUGUUCGAUUAAUUACUACAGAACAAUGUGAAGGGUUAGAACCUUUAAAUUUUGGUAUUCAACAUAGCUCUAUAAAUGUACUCAAAACAAUUCUGAGUCGUCCAACAUUUUUCAGCAACCAUAUAUCCUCUAGUAAAUCAUUUAAUUUUCAAAAAAAACUAUUAAUGGUUUCUUCUUCUUUUGUCAACCCAAUAUUAGAAACUUUAAGCCGUUCAAUUGUAAAACAGAAUAUAUCUGUUCAGAUCCCAAUACUUCAAUUACUACAGGUUAUCCUUCUGCUUCAAAGAUCAAUAAUAGAGAUGUUUAAUGCAGUGAACAAGACUGAUAAUGCAAUUAUCAAAGAAAAAGUCGAUCUUGAAAAAGUAGAACUCCUUUGGAAAAACAACAAAUUAAUUCCAAUAUUGAUUUCAGGUUUAACACAGAAGGUGACAUAUUCUAGAUCUAGAUUAAAUUCUGAAAGGUAUAUAGUUGAUCACUGUGCUGAAGACACAAUAAUAAAGUCUUAUAUUGACUUUUGUUUGUUUAUUCUUGAAGAAUCGCUCUUAAGUAUUUCAGAAGUUUCUAUUUCUUUAAUUAAAAACAUUUGUUUAGAGUUAAUUGAAAGUCUCAGUGCUAAUGUAUACAAUAUAUCUAUUCAAUACAUACAAGGUUUGUAUAGAAUUUUAUUACGGGUGAUUGGGGUACCCCCACUAUCUGGUACCUAUUCAGUUUUAUCUCAAGCUUCUUGUAAAGCUCAACCACAAUCAACAGGCAUAAUUGCGAGUAUUUUUGGCUGGAAUAAAGAUGUAAGUAAUUGGGAUAAUUUAUUGAGUAAUUCUGUUGAAUAUUCAAAAAUCAAAGCUCCAUCUCUAAUAGCGACUCAUUCAGAGCUAUCUAUCAAUGAUAUAUCUACUGAUUCAAAGAAACAAAUUCUAGAAAAUAUAAUUCCUCUAGUAUACAUGACACUAGUAGAAAUUUCCUAUAUGAUAAAUUCUUUGAAAUUUCAGACAAGUAAUCUACAAACUAAGUUUAAUUUUUCACAUGAAGUUGGGUGUUUUAAUAACUUUAGUGAAUGGGGAUUAAAGUACCCAACGCAAUUUUGCUCAAGUAUGGCCAAUUAUGUCCACACAAUUGGUUUUAUUUUGGCUUGGAAUUCUCCAGAUCUAUUUGUAUAUUCUAGUAUAAUAUGCUGGUCAUUUGUUAAUAAAUAUUCGAUAAGCUGUCCCACCGUUCCUGAAUCUUUUUCUGAUAGAAAUUUCUCAAUAUUAUCUUUCUUCCAACUCCCUGAAUUUACACAGUUCCUAUCUCCAAACUAUAUUAUUUCUAUUAUUGGACAUUUUCUUUCAACACUAUGGGUACAAGGUCAACCUUCAAAAGAGAUUAUUUCAGAAUUUAAUAUUGAUAAUAUGACCGCAGCUUUUGAUAGUAACCUUACUAAAUUAAAAAGUAGCUCAAUACCUGAGUAUAUUUUGUUCUUUUCAACCAUUUCUAUGGAAAGAUCAUGGCCGUAUUGUUGGUACUUUUGGAAGGAAUCUUUAAUUUAUCACUUUUUAUAUUCUUUCCUUAUUACCUAUCCACUUAAACACUUAGAUGAAUAUAUAUCUCUUUGGACUAUUUUAACUAGCUUUUUACGUACUUUUCUAUCACAUGUCAAACAACCAAAUAGUAUUUUGUGGAUUGCAACUAUACUUUCAACUUUAGAUAGCACUAUGGCAUCUUCAAAGAUCGUAUCUUCUACAUAUUAUACGGAUAAACGUUUAACUAAUAUCUUUGAAGAUAAGAAGAUUCAAAAAGAUCUGACAGAUAUUAUGCUAAUGAUUAUUUAUUUGGUACACCAAAGUUUCUCUUUAAAGAUUCCAACUGCUGUUCCUACAAAAUUAUAUGAUAUUUUUCCUCUUCCUCCAAAUAUAGAGGCAGUGCUUCAAUCUAUAAAGUACGACUUUUUGCCAGAGAAAAGUGAAAGUAAAGUUGAUUAUUCUAAAAUACCUAAAACAAUCGUUAGUGAUGAGCCAAAUCUACUAUUUUCUUAUUACUCAAUAGCUUUCCUUAUAAUGUACAAUGUUGAAGUUGCUUAUCAUCCAAAUAGCAGGAGACUUUUGCUUCGAAGUAUUUGGAUAUUAAGUCUUGUAAAAUCAUUAAGUUGGGCAUUUCAUCCAUUAAUUAAGACUAACAAAAAUGUAGCAAACAUGCUUCAUCAGUACUUUUUGCUUAUUUUUUUUGAUACAUUCCCAUAUCGUUUGGUUCCUGAUUAUUUGAGUGCAAUUAGAAAACCAGUUAUAGAAGCUUUAAACUGUAAUAAUUUCUUUUGUAUGGAUAGAAGGACACUUCGAAGCUGGGUUAAUAUUAUUUCUCGUUUGAUAUCUCAAGAUAUUACAACAAUUUCUGUUGUUGGUAGAGCAAAUUUGUUGGAUAUUUAUGUUACUGAACAAACCACUGGAAUAUUUAGCACAAAAGAUGUAGACCUUAAGAAUCGUUGCAAAUACAUUAAGAGACUAGCUUUUCUGAUAUACUGUUCUCCUCAAAAUACUUUUCAGUUGCAAUUAUCAAUGAUCUUAGAAAAACUUGUAGAAAAUUUGAAGAUGGCUCCUGAUAAUAUGUCCUCUAGCUAUAUAAAUGCCAAAAACUUUAUUUUACUUGCUGAACAAGUACUCUUAUGCCUGCGAGUCUUGUUACUUAAAGUGCACUUUCAUGCAUUAAUGCCUCUUUGGCCAAUAGUACUUGCUGAACUUAUCAAAAUAUUUCACUCUAACCAAUAUCCUCAAUUAAUUGUUGCAGCUCUCAAAUUUAUAGAUCUGGUAUCUUUACUAGAUAUCCCAGAUUUUCAUCUUUAUCAGUGGAUUUUUGUAACGGAUUUUUUUAGAAUAAAGAAGACAUAUAACAAUUUGAAUGAUACUCCCAAUGUAAUACCUAAAACAGAGUGUCAUAUUAAUACUAAAACAGAUAUUGAUGAAAAAAGGAGAGUGGAAUUUGCUACAGUAAAGAACAUAAAGGAUAAUACUAUACCUAGCUCAGACUCAAAUAAUUAUAGUGGUAAAUUGGAAAAUCUCCAAAAAAAUAAAACUUGUACAUUUUCUCCAUUUUGCAAUGUAAUAGCAUUUAAUUUCAAUAGCAAUAAUCAAGAAUCCACAAAUAAUAUGUGUGGAGUUGAUUUGGAUGUAAUUAAAGAUAAAUUAUUAGACAAUAACCUCAGAUGUCCACUUUUAAAAUUUAGGGGCGAACUUUCUUCUGAAGAAAAACUUCGCAACAUGGCAAAGAUUUUAGAUGAAAAUUGUUUACUAAAUACAGUUCAAAGUCCACAAAUAGCUGAAGAUGAAUUAAUUAAAUCUCUAGAAGAUGAUUUUUUAGACAUACCUGAUCAUCUUCUGGAAUGGGGUGCAAACAUUGAUCCUUCUUCAUUAUUCUCAUUGUUGAACUUUCAACAAUCUAAAAUUAAAAAUAAGUGUUUACAACUAGUCAAAUAA